AUAUUAUCGUCUUGAGUCCUUGUUCAAAUGAACACGCCUGUAAAGCUGCUGUCAUAAGAUUGAUGGGCGGGACGAGGAAGACAAAGUCCACCUCACAGGUGAAGACAAACACCUGGGGAAGUUGUCUACUUUCGUACUGCACUGGCGCAACAGCUGGGCUUCAAUAUGUUGCGGACAUAAGGAACCUCAUGUUGAUAAUAAGGGGAUGUACAGUAUCGAUUUGCACUUGACUGUAAAUACAUAUGUUGUAGGCUAAAAGCACGGAUUGUUAUGCGUUACCAUGGCUUUGUCGGAACUCUAUACGAAGUACAACAGAGUGUGGAUACCGGAUGCAGAGCAUGUCUGGAAGUCAGCAGAGAUUCUGAGAGACUUCAAACCUGGAGACGAGGCUUUAGAACUGCAGCUUGACGAUGGCACUGAGAUGGUGUACCCCCUGGACAAAUCCAGUCCUCAGCUCCCUGACCUCCGCAACCCCGAUAUCCUGGUGGGAGAGAAUGAUCUGACAGCUCUCAGCUAUCUCCACGAGCCUGCCGUACUACACAAUCUCAAAGUGCGCUUCGUGGAGUCCAACAUUAUCUACAGCUACUGUGGAAUCAUCCUGGUGGCUGUCAACCCAUACAAGCAGCUUCACAUCUAUGGAGAUGCAGUCAUUCAGGCGUACUCUGGACAGAACAUGGGAGCUAUGGAUCCUCACAUAUUCGCUGUGGCAGAGGAGGCUUACAAACAGAUGGACAAGAACAAUAAGAACCAGUCUGUUAUAGUGAGUGGUGAGUCUGGAGCCGGCAAGACUGUGUCUGCUAGGUAUGUCAUGAGGUACUUCGCUAUGGUCAGCAAGUCUAGCAGCAGAACACACGUGGAAGACAAAGUUCUGGCAUCCAAUCCAAUAACUGAGGCUAUUGGAAAUGCCAAGACGACCAGGAACGACAACAGCAGUCGCUUUGGGAAGUACACAGAGAUCAGCUUCGACAGGAGAUAUCAGAUCAUCGGGGCCAACAUGAGGACGUAUCUCAUGGAGAAAUCUAGAGUGGUUUCCCAGUCACAGAACGAGAGAAACUACCACAUCUUCUACCAGAUGUGUGCCUGUGCAGAGCAGUCUGAGUUCAAGAGCCUGAGAUUGUUGAGUGCAGAUGAGUUCAGGUACACCUGCAUGGGCGGGGAGACGAGUAUCGAGGGGGUGGACGACAGGAAAGACAUGGAAGAGACACGCAGGACCUUCUCGUUGUUGGGGUUAACGGAGGACUUCCAGUCGGAUGUGUUCAAGGUGCUGGCUGGGAUUCUACACCUGGGGAAUGUGGAGAUAAGAAACGUUGGAUCAGACAGAUCAUCAGUUAGUUCCAGUGAUCAACACCUAGCUGCUUUCUGUGACCUUCUCGGGGUCAGUCCUGAUAGUGUUACCCGUUGGCUGUGCCAUCGCAGGAUAGCCAUGGUGGCAGAGACGGUGGUGAAGGCGGUGCCCAGUGAACGCGCUGUGAACUCCAGAGAUGCCCUCGCCAAGCAGAUCUAUGCCCACCUGUUCGACUGCGUCAUCCAGAAGAUCAACGCAGCCCUGCAGGUGCCAGGGAAACAGCACUCCUUCAUAGGAGUACUGGACAUCUAUGGGUUUGAAACAUUUGACAUCAACAGUUUUGAACAGUUUUGCAUCAACUUUGCCAAUGAGAAGCUUCAACAACAAUUCAACUUGCAUGUGUUCAAGCUGGAGCAGGACGAGUACAUGAAAGAGGAUAUUCCCUGGACUCUGAUAGACUUCUAUGAUAACCAGCCGGUCAUUGACCUGAUUGAAGCGAAGAUGGGAAUCCUCGACCUGCUGAAUGAAGAAUGUCUGUUCCCCCAGGGUACAGAUCAGAACUGGCUUCAGAAGCUGUACAACUACCUGGCUGACAACCCUCUGUUUGAGAAGCCCAGGAUGUCCAACAAGGCCUUCAUCAUUCAACAUUUUGCUGACAAGGUAGAAUAUCAAUGCCGGGGUUUUCUAGAGAAGAACAGAGACGCAUUGUAUGAAGAGCUGGUGGAUACCAUGGCAACCAGUAAGUUUCCUCUCCUGGCCAACUUCUUCCUGGAGGUGGAGCCAGAUGGGUUGGGCACUAAAGGCAUCAAAGUGAGGCCUGCACAGCCUCGGGUGAAACCAGCCAAUAAGAACCACAGGACCACUGUGGGAGAGAAGUUCAGCAGUUCUCUGUACCUGCUGAUGGAGACUCUGAAUGCCACCACCCCUCACUACGUACGCUGCAUCAAACCCAACGAGGAAAAGAUGCCGUUUGAGUAUGACUCUAAGCGGGUGGUCCAGCAGCUGAGGGCAUGUGGAGUCCUGGAGACCAUUCACAUCAGUGCUCAGAGCUACCCUUCCAGGUGGACAUACAUAGAGUUCUACAGCCGGUACAGUGUACUGAUGAGUCAAGAGGAGCUGGGCCUCAACCACAAGAAACUGGCCUGUAAGACAGUGCUGCAGAGGCUAAUUCAGGACUCAGAUCAGAACAAGUUUGGCCGGACCAAGAUUUUCUUCCGAGCGGGUCAGGUGGCCUACCUGGAGAAGCUUCGAUUGGACCGUCUCCGAAAGGCAUGUCUGACCAUCCAGAAGCACGUGAGGGGGUGGAGCCACAGGAGGAAGUUCCUUCGCAUGAGGGAGGCGGCUAUCGUCCUCCAACAGUAUGUCCGUGGACAGCGGCAGAUAUGUAAAACGGUGACAGCUGCAGCAUUGAAACAGGGCUGGGCUUCUGUGGUCAUUCAGAGGUACUGGAGAAGUUAUCUGACCCGACAGAUCUAUAGAAUGGUCCGUUCCUCCUCUAUCAUCAUCCAAGCCUUCGCUAGAGGCUGGAUCGCCAGGAAACGCUACAAAAAGAUGGUGGAGGUGCAGAAAGCACUGAUCUUACAGAAGUAUGCCCGGGCGUGGCUCGCCAGGAGACGCUUCCAGAGCCUGCGCCGCCUGGUACACAACGUACAGCUCUCCUACAGGUGCCAGAAGCUCGGGAAGAAACUGGAAGAUCAGGCCAAAGAGAACCGUGGGCUGUUGGAGAGGCUGACAGGUCUGACCGGUGCUCACGCCCAAGGUCUAGACAAGCUGCACUGUCUGGAGGCCCAGCUGGGGAAAUCAGCCACUGAGAAGGCUUCGCUAGACGAGCGAGAGAAGAAGACCAUGAAGACGAUAGCUCAGCUUCAAGAGGAAAAAGUCAAAUUAAUCGUUGAAAGGCAGAACUUGGAAAAGAAGUGUGCAGAUUCAACAACAGAGAUGAAAGACAGAUUUCAUCAAAUCAAGACAACUCUGAAAGAAGAUUUGGAACGACAAGAAAGAUUGAGGAAGAUUGCAGAGAACAACCUUGACCUGCAGAAGGAGGACCAUGAGACGGAGGUGGAGGUUCUGAGGAAGGAGAACAGGUGGCUGAAGGAGGAGAUAGUUGGCCUACAGAGACAGACAGAGGAGGAGGCGCAGUUCAACACUGAUCUACAGGACCAGGUCAUACAGCUCACCAGGCACGUCAAGGUGAUACCCGAGUUACGUAAAGAUCUUCACAACCUGCAGACCCAGAGAGAUGAUCUGGGCAGGAAGAUGAAGAAUCAGUCAGAACAGGCCAGAGCCAAGAUGAGUGUGAUCACAAGACAACUACUUUGUGGCAUGGUUGAAGAGGAGGUCAUUUCCAGGUUGACCUCCGACAGUCCAGACCAGAUCUAUGAAGUUGGGAAUUUGUCGACUGCAUUUGAUGGACUGCAGAAAGCUUGCAGAGUGCUGGAGAGACACCAGCAGGAACAGAAGGAGGGCAAUGAAAGCCAGAUGGAGGCGUAGACGUUCUGAUGUGGAACACCUGCAGAACCAAAAUAAUCAGCAGCAGAAACUGUACAGUAGA
Oncorhynchus gorbuscha (pink salmon) is the source of this 3836-nucleotide messenger RNA. RefSeq names its product unconventional myosin-Vc-like. Gene Ontology annotation, biological process: actin filament organization; vesicle transport along actin filament. Lineage: Eukaryota; Metazoa; Chordata; Actinopteri; Salmoniformes; Salmonidae. Bases 281 to 3775 code for a protein of 1164 amino acids. Gene Ontology annotation, cellular component: myosin complex; cytoplasm; vesicle. The transcript is spliced from 28 exons. Gene Ontology annotation, molecular function: actin filament binding; ATP binding; microfilament motor activity. The record is from RefSeq and is a predicted model, not a curated record.